GUUGCUAACCAGAAUGCCCUCUGAGGACCGACACAUAUCCUCGAGCUGUGGUUCUUACGUCAAAACUGAACCUUCCAGUCCUUCCUCCUCGCUAGUAGACACCGGCAGCCACCACAGUCCCAGCGGCAACUCUGACGCCAGCGGCGGCUACGUUCACGGCAGCAGCAGACACUCGCACGCCCUGGACUCCCCGCCAAUGUUCAACCCAGCCAUGCUCGGAGGUGGCGCAGCCUGCCUACGCCGCUACGAGGAGUGCUCCGGGGGUGUGGUGGACGACUCGCCAAUCAAGUGCGAGUACAUGCUUAAUGCCAUUCCCAAGAGGGUGUGCCUGGUGUGUGGCGACAUUGCCUCAGGGUACCACUACGGGGUGGCCUCCUGUGAGGCCUGCAAAGCCUUUUUCAAAAGGACGAUACAAGGGAACAUUGAGUACAGCUGUCCAGCCACCAAUGAAUGUGAGAUCACCAAAAGGAGACGCAAGUCGUGCCAGGCCUGCCGCUUCAUGAAAUGUCUUAAAGUUGGCAUGUUGAAAGAAGGUGUGCGUCUGGACCGGGUGAGAGGGGGGAGACAGAAGUACAAACGGAGGUUGGACGCAGAGAACAGCGCCUAUCUCGGCCUCACCAUCCCCCCUCCAGCCAAAAAGCCAUUGACGAAGAUCGUUUCCCAUCUGUUGGUGGUGGAGCCAGAGAAGAUCUAUGCCAUGCCUGACCCCACCAUGCCCGAUGGAGACAUCAAGGCCCUGACCACACUGUGUGACUUGGCCGACCGCGAACUGGUUGUCAUCAUCGGCUGGGCAAAACAUAUCCCAGGUUUUUCCACUCUCUCGCUGGCAGACCAGAUGAGUCUUCUGCAGAGUGCCUGGAUGGAGAUCCUGGUCCUGAGCAUCGUGUUUCGCUCGCUGCCCUGUGAGGACGAGAUUGUGUACGCAGAGGACUAUGUGGUGGACGAGGAGCAGGCGAGGAUCUCAAACCUGCUGGACCUGCACGUCGCCAUCCUGCCGCUGGUCCGACGCUACAAGAAGCUGCGCAUGGAGAAGGAGGAGUUUGUUGCGCUCAAAGCCAUCGCCCUGGCCAACUCAGACUCCAUGCAUAUAGAGAACAUUGAGGCGGUCCAAAGGCUCCAGGAUUCUCUCCACGAGGCUCUGCAGGACUUUGAGGGCUCCCAGCAUCCAGAGGACCCUCGACGGGCAGGCAAGCUGUUAAUGACGCUGCCUCUGCUCCGUCAGACCGCCACCAAGGCGGUUCAGCACUUCUACAGCAUCAAAAUGCAGGGCAAAGUCCCCAUGCACAAACUAUUCCUCGAGAUGUUGGAGGCCAAGGCUUGACACCCAGGCCUGACGUUUGACAGACAGCUGCAUCACCCGAUGGGAGGCGAGGGACAGCCCAUAAAAAAUGAAGGUGGUGUGCCAAUUCACAGUGAAAGGAUGAAGCUUGGACUACUGAGUCAUUUUAACACUUUUAAAUGGUAACAAACAUGAAAGAAAAAGGGACUUGAGAUAGUUUUAAAAACGGUGAAUAUCAACCUGAUUGACAUGGGAUCAUGAUGAUGUAUAUUAAGAUGUUGUGUACAGAAAUCAGGCAACCGAGGUCUUGUUAUAACCAGAGACCCAUUGCUCUAUAUCACCUGAAGCUUCUGUGAAUUUGUUUCUUAUCUUAUUUUCAUCUCAAAAUGGAACUGUGUUAAUAUAAAUGUCCUAAAGAACUGUACGGCUACGUAGCCACGUUACGUGUUUUUGUUUCUUCCUUUCACAUUUUCUAAUCUGAGUUGUUAAAGCAAUAGUCUCUAACUGGUCUACAUAUAAUAUGUGUACUGUAUAUUGUGUGAAAUUGCACUCGGCGGUUAGGGGGGGAGAAUUGUUAAGACAUAUUCUUAUAUUCAUCAUCAAAGAAAGCGGUACCCGCCAUGGGUAUGUAAGAUCCUCGAUUUCCUCGUAAUAUAUUUACCUCGUACUAGUAGCUUCAAUGACUCAACCGUUUUAGUCAACUUGGUGCUUACAGAAGGACAAUGGUUGGCUAGUGAUUAUAGUUCACAAAGAGUUUGCACUAAGCAUCUAUGAAUAAUAUGGCGAUAAUGGUUAUUGUUCUAUGGAGCUCUUUCUGGUAACGUCUGAGUCUCAGUCAGUGGUUUUUGCUUAUAGUGACUAAAUCCCCUCCUCACUUCUCUCUGUGAUCAAUGUCAUACACACAUAUUGGCAACUAAGCAUACUGUGAAAAAUACAGGUGAUAAGCUAUAUUCUGUACUAGGGAUUUUUAAACUAAACUCUAUUGGCUUGUUAAAAAAAGAUGAAAGUUAUUUUUAUUGAAAUGCAGGUAAUUGACACAACAACAGCAACAUCUAUGCAAUUUAAUGCAAUCUAAUCUGCUCCUUAAUGCAACCUGAUAGCCCUGCAAUAAAUACUACCUUUGUGAUGUUUAUAAUGUUCAGUUUGUGUCCGAUAGGUGCUGAGUCAACACUCUGGUAAGUUUUGAGUCUAUAGUUUGUAAUGGUGCUGUAUUAGAUUGCAAUAUAUUGUAUAGGCUUUGCUUUUUCUUGAAUGCACCCUGCCCCCCUUUGUUUAGGUUGUAUUCUCAAACAACAAGUGUCACUAUAUUGAUAGCCUUAGUUAUACAGCUAAACACGUUAGUCCUUUCUUUGUUUUCGGUCAAAGUCGUAUGUGAUACCAAAGUCUGUAUGCUAGCCUCACGCAUCUAUACAUUAAACAGUUUUUAUGAGCCUGUAUUUUGUUCUCAGUGUACUACAGAUUAAAUGUUGGGAUUCUGAGAAGGUGAAUCUUUGGAAAUUUUGACUCUUCUGUUGUUGGGCAUUAAAUUUAAGAUAUUUUACAUUCUGAUUUCCAACUAAUUCACAAGUGAGCCUCAUCAAAGGCCUCUUAUCUUCAUGAAUGGCAAUAUUGGGCACAAUUUCCCCCCUUUUAUGACAAUUUGAAAAAGAUUUUCCAAACUAUAUCAGCAACACUAAAACUCACCCAUAAAUAAACAGUCAAUAGCCAUAACUGCCAUAGCUGAACCUUGAUUUCCCUUUAUUCUUAUGAAGUGUCAUUUUUAAGGUGGCACGUUCAAAUAAAAAUAAUGCACAUUUUCUUCUCCGUAAUACCUAUCAGUUGUUUCCUUGAUAGUUUAAAUUUAAGACGGCUGUCUUUUAAAAUAGUUUGGAUGCGCCAGUAUAACAGAUUACUAGAGGUCAAAAUUUUGUGUGCAACAAUAUAAUGACACUUGUGUUUCUGAGAAGAACUUGAAUUACCCUCUUAAUUGAAACAAUAAUGACAGAAUAUAUCAGACCUCAGAUUACGUCUCACUGAUGUUCUGUAUCUUUGGCAGUUUCUUUGCUCAUGUUUAUUGAAGGUGCUACUGAUUCAGAUUGGCACUGUAUGUACAUUUCUGACACUCUGACACGCUGAGAUGCACAAACUAAGUUAACAAAUCUGUAUAUUCCAGAAGUGAUAAUAGACUUUUAUAGGGUAAUACCUAUCAGUUGUAAACCAGUUGCCAAAUUAUUUUAAAAAAGCACUACAAAUAUCGUGACACAGUUAUAACAUGUUAUCAGAAGAUCAAAUAAUACAAUAAUAGAUUAAUCAGCUGCUCUUAGAAUUUUAGUGAGACAGAUAUUGUCCCUUAUGAACACUUUAAAUCAGUAGUGACUUCAAAGUGUCAAGUGCCAUUAGCUUCUGCCCAAACAAGAAGAAAACAUAAAGCCAAGCGACCAGUAACCACAGACGUAGGCCACUUGAAAAGAUCCCCACAGGAACACACGCUAUUGAUUCACUCUAAUGUAAUGCAUAGAUAAUUAUAACCCAAUGCAGUAGAGAAUACAAUUCCCAUGAUGCAUUUCCCUAAAUGUGUAACCAGUUAAUUCAUCCCCGAUUGAAGCGAGGGAUGUAUUGCCUCUGUACAGUAGAGAACCAAAGCGUAGAGUCUUCAAAUACUUUAAAAUGAAACACAAGUAUCAAUGAUGAAACUGCAUUUUGAGCCGGCCAGUGAAACAUGGAUGUUAUUUACAACAAAUUAUUAAUGGUGAUAUCUUCAUUCUGCUAAUUCUGCUUUUCAUUUUGGGGAGUCUCUAAACCUUACAAAGGCUGUAAUAGCUGCUCAACGAGAUGAAAAUCUUUAUCUUUUUUCUUCAGCCAGUACAUGCAUUGAUUAAAUAUCUCUUUGUUUAUGUGAGACACUGUGUGGGGUGUCACCCUGUAGCCUAACUAAGAGAUGAAACUACCAUAAAAAAAAAAUAUAUAUAUAUAUAUUUCACAUUAUGAUGGUUAAAAGAGAGCGUUUAAAUGAGCUGAUGUUGUUUGUGAACACGUUCUGGCCAGAAACUUGACCAAACCAGGCAAACUUACCUCUCUCCCUCUGACCAGAGUAGCUCCUCUGUGCACUUUGAAGACUGGUAGCAGAUAAUUGUUACCCAACUUUCCCUUCUUCUCAAAUUAAUGUAAGAAAAUAAAAUAAAAAUGCUUAAUUUAUUUUCAGAGUUCUAAAAACGGUUCUACUGCAUCCAAUUAAUUCUAAUUGUCUCCUAAGCUGAAAUUCUCAAUAGAAAUGGAGCAAUUAAAUUUCUGCUUUGGCUUUACCUUGGGGACAAGAGACAUUUUAUUUCGGUUGACGGUGGGGAGGGUUUGUCUAAACUUUAACAUAGGCGAUUUCAUGGGUGUCUGUAAUAGUUUCAUAACAGACCGAUCACUGGGCUAUGCAAGGCAAAUAUGGCCACCUAUGUUCCUUGUGUUGUGGAGCAUCAGAUUGACAUUUAGUUGUGCUUUGUUUACAACGUGGACCUGCUGUACACUGCAAAUGUAUUGUGCACAUUUCACCGUACAUACUGUAACUUCUGUGCAUUGAUGUAACUAUGAGGAAGUUGCCCGUUGAAUGAAUUUCUCAUGAUGUAUUAGCAACUUCAACACAAAUUCAGAGCCCACCUGAAUAGCUGUGUAAUAUAAAUCACUGUACUGAGUCAAGUGAGAAUAAUAAGUGAGUUAUAUUUGGUCUAAGGUGGGAUAUUCUCUCAUUUGCCUUUUCCUUUCUGUGUCAUUGUGUAUCUCACUGCUGAAACACACACUCUGUGUUAUCAUCGAUUUUGGUUAUCAGCACAGCAGGAUGUAUACCAAGUGAAGUAGUCUAGACCCUAUACCUCUGUUCAUAUUUUGAAAAUUACACUGAGUUUGGAAGCGGGCCAUGGGUUCCUCCUGGGAAUCAGUGGCACAGAAAUAAAGUGACAUCACUCACUGGGUAUUAAAAAAAUGUAGAUGAACCUACUGCAAUUGGGGAGCACAUUUCUCGGAGGAGAAAGCUGCUUAUUCGCUGCUCCAUUUGCGGACUUAUCUCCAUGCACUCUGAGAUGAAGAGAUUUACAUAAAGCAUGGAGAAACCUCCCUAGCCACGAUGUAUAAAGGACCCUGCUAGGUGUAUGUAGCAUAGACAUGUGAUUACCCAAGAGGUUUACUCCCCUCAAAAGCAAAAUUUUAGCAAUUGUGAUAUUGAAAGGGAGCUUUGGUUGAUUUUAAUUCUAAACGUAGCCCGUGCUCGGAAAAGGACAGGGUAACUAUGCACACAAGUUCACGGUCCUGGUGAGAAAAGGAGGAAAAACGUGAGAAAGCCAACCACAGCUGGGUUUCACUGGACAGUAUUGUGUGGCAUUUUCUUGUGUUUUAUUUGUUGUGUUCAUGCCUAAUGUACCCAUGUGUAAAUAUAUGCUUUUUUUUUGGAGUGAGUCAGAUCUAACAGUGCACUGAAUGUACAGUGACAAUAAAAUCACAUGAUUUAUGUAA
Molecule: messenger RNA, 5752 nt
Organism: Micropterus salmoides (largemouth bass)
Lineage: Eukaryota; Metazoa; Chordata; Actinopteri; Centrarchiformes; Centrarchidae
Gene: esrrgb
Product: estrogen-related receptor gamma b
Biological process (GO): regulation of DNA-templated transcription
Cellular component (GO): nucleus
Molecular function (GO): DNA-binding transcription factor activity; steroid binding; sequence-specific DNA binding
Source: RefSeq, a predicted model, not a curated record